UCAGGCCAGGAUGCUUUCCAUGGAACUUUAUGGCCUUUGAAAACCUCGGAUGUGUGCCAGGCCAUGCCCUGGACACUGACGGGUUUGUGAUCUUGACCUCCAUGGUUACUUUCUGGGGUCCCAAGCUGUGUCCUGGACAUCUCUUUCUGGUUAAAGGAAUAAUGGGUGAUGAUUUCUUUCUGAGAGUGACAGUAACCCCAGGUGGAGAUAGGGAUGCUAGACCCUGUGCUUCUUGGGAAUUUGGAUUUAGUAUUUCCAGGCCCCACCCUCGUUCAUUCUGAUCAGCUCUGGAGCAGAGGCAGGGAGUUUGCAAUGUGAUACACUGCCAAUAUUGAGAAUUAGUGAACCGAGCCCUUUGCAACCAUCUAGCUAGGUAGAUUACCCCCAUGUUCUUGAGGCAGGAUUAGGCGCCCAAUGUAAGGGACUCGCCUAAGGUCUCACAGUGAGUAGAAGCAGGGCCUGGGAUUUGAUCCCAGGGCUCCGAGCCCAGGACCGACUGCAAUAAGAUGGGUGCUAGGAAGUGAGUCAGGGCAGGAGAGUUGGUAUCGAGGUGCUUCAUGGGAGUAAGGGGACUCCUUCUGGGCGGCUGCAGGCCUGGGGCUAUCUGCAUCUGGAGCCCCUUGGAAUAAAGCGCAUUGACCGCCCAGGCUGCGCUCGCUCCUGCCUCAACGCGCCGGCCCCGCCCUCCGCCGCCACACUUCCGGCGGGGCUGCGACCACAGAGGGGCGCGGGCGAGCGGGCGGCCGGCCGCUGAGGGUGGCGGGAUAGGCUGGGCGCGGCCGGCGCUGCGGACCCGCUACUGCUGUCCGGGUCUGUACGGUUCCGAGGGCCCUCCGUGCCGCCGGCGCCAUGGGCAAUUGCCACACAGUGGGGCCCAACGAGGCGCUGGUGGUUUCAGGGGGCUGUUGUGGUUCCGACUAUAAACAGUACGUGUUUGGCGGCUGGGCCUGGGCCUGGUGGUGUAUUUCCGACACUCAGAGGAUUUCCCUAGAGAUUAUGACGUUGCAGCCCCGCUGCGAGGACGUAGAGACGGCCGAGGGGGUAGCUUUAACUGUGACGGGUGUCGCCCAGGUGAAGAUCAUGACGGAGAAGGAACUCCUGGCUGUGGCUUGUGAGCAGUUUCUGGGUAAGAACGUGCAGGACAUCAAAAACGUCGUCCUGCAGACCCUGGAGGGACAUCUGCGCUCCAUCCUCGGGACUCUGACAGUGGAGCAGAUUUAUCAGGACCGGGACCAGUUUGCCAAGCUGGUGCGUGAGGUGGCAGCCCCUGACGUUGGCCGCAUGGGCAUUGAGAUCCUCAGCUUCACCAUCAAGGACGUGUAUGAUAAAGUGGACUAUCUGAGCUCCCUGGGCAAGACACAGACUGCUGUGGUACAGAGAGAUGCUGACAUCGGCGUGGCCGAGGCUGAACGGGACGCAGGCAUCCGGGAAGCUGAGUGCAAGAAGGAGAUGCUGGAUGUAAAGUUCAUGGCAGACACCAAGAUUGCUGACUCUAAGCGAGCCUUUGAGCUGCAAAAGUCGGCCUUCAGUGAGGAGGUUAACAUCAAGACAGCCGAGGCCCAGUUGGCCUACGAGCUGCAGGGGGCCCGUGAGCAGCAGAAGAUCCGGCAGGAAGAGAUUGAGAUUGAGGUUGUGCAGCGCAAGAAGCAGAUUGACGUGGAGGCGCAGGAGAUCCUGCGCACGGACAAGGAGCUCAUCGCUACGGUGCGCCGGCCCGCCGAGGCCGAGGCCCACCGGAUUCAGCAGAUUGCCGAGGGUGAAAAGGUGAAGCAGGUCCUCUUGGCACAGGCAGAGGCUGAGAAGAUCCGCAAAAUCGGGGAGGCGGAGGCAGCAGUCAUCGAGGCGAUGGGCAAGGCGGAGGCCGAGCGGAUGAAGCUCAAGGCAGAAGCCUACCAGAAAUACGGGGAUGCAGCCAAGAUGGCCUUGGUGCUGGAGGCCCUGCCCCAGAUUGCUGCCAAAAUCGCCGCUCCACUUACCAAAGUUGAUGAGAUUGUGGUCCUCAGUGGGGACAACAGCAAGGUCACAUCAGAAGUGAACCGACUGCUGGCCGAGCUGCCUGCCUCUGUGCAUGCCCUCACGGGCGUGGACCUAUCUAAGAUACCCCUGAUCAAGAAGGCCACCGGUGUCCAAGUAUGAGGCUCCUGCAGGCACAGUCUCUUCGGCAGCCACCCGGCCCUCCCUCCAGCACCCGUUUUAAUCCCACAGGAACAACGGGAAUGUUACUGACUCUGGUGCCUUAUCUUGAAGGGACCAGAAGUGCUGUGCGUUCAGGCCAUCUCUGGCUGUCUUCCCAUCUCUCCUGUCUCUGUCCACCUCCUCUUCCUCUCCUUUACCCCACGUUCACUGCCACUUUCAUCAGGUUUGUCUCUCAUCUCCCUGUGUGUCUUCCUUUGUCUUUUUCUCUCCCCCCAUGCACAACAUGUAGUAUAAGCUGAAGAUGUUUAUUACAAUCACUCUCUGUCUGUGGGGGGCGGCCCUGCUGCUCCUCAGAAUCCUGGUGCCUUGAAGUUCUCUGUGUAUCUGUCCGUCCUCCCUAUGGCCCUGGCCAGAACUCAGCAUGGGCAGGGGUUCUGGGUAGGACGGUAACUGUCGCCUCUCCUGGACUGGUCUUCCCAGCCCUAAACCCUGCCCCAGGAAGCCCACAACCUCAUCUGCCCCAGGCCCCGGCUGGCACUCAUACUCUGUAUUCUCUCCCCAUCCCAGGGGCACAGAGGCAAGGCCUCCUGCCUGCAGCAGCUUCCUCAGUUUCCUACUGCCUUAGGAGGCCCCUGCUUGUGCUCAGGGAAGGACUCUUCGUGGGCAUGUUCCUGCUGGGGCAGUGGGGCUUGGUCCCAACUCUGCUAAGUUUUCUGAGAUCAGGGUCUAGCCCUGUUGGGGAUAGAAAAGUAUGUAGACCUUUCUGCUAGGGCUGCAGUAUCCUGGGUUUUGGGUCCUUCCAGUGGGCAGGGCUGUGCCAACCCUGUACAGAAUCGAGUGCUGUAGCCUGGCCAGACCCCAGAGCCCUUGUGCUAUUUUUCUUCUGGCCAGAGUGAUAGGGUUCCACUCAUGAGGAAGCAGCCCAAUCCUCUGCCUCCUUGCUCCAAUGGAGGCAGAAGAGCCUAGGACACAAGUGUCCUGGCAGGGGCGCUGUGGUUGUCCAGUGGUCCCGGCUCCCCACCCUGGCCCUGCCCCAGCCUGUGUAGCUCUUCCUGCAUGUGGAUGCUGCAUGUCUGGUCUGGGGCUUGGAUGUUGCACUGCCCCACUGCCUGUCCCUUCUGGUAAAAUAAAGAUUUCUUAAUGCCCA
This is a messenger RNA of Saimiri boliviensis boliviensis (Bolivian squirrel monkey), 3283 nucleotides long. RefSeq names its product flotillin 2 (gene FLOT2). The record is from RefSeq and is a predicted model, not a curated record. Gene Ontology annotation, biological process: protein localization to plasma membrane; regulation of myoblast differentiation. Lineage: Eukaryota; Metazoa; Chordata; Mammalia; Primates; Cebidae. Gene Ontology annotation, molecular function: protease binding. Gene Ontology annotation, cellular component: cytoplasmic vesicle; plasma membrane; flotillin complex.